Molecule: messenger RNA, 1708 nt
Organism: Saccostrea cuccullata (small rock oyster)
Lineage: Eukaryota; Metazoa; Mollusca; Bivalvia; Ostreida; Ostreidae
Product: elongation factor Tu, mitochondrial-like
Exons: 2
Coding region: 68-1513 (481 amino acids)
Biological process (GO): mitochondrial translational elongation
Cellular component (GO): mitochondrion
Molecular function (GO): GTPase activity; GTP binding; translation elongation factor activity
Source: RefSeq, a predicted model, not a curated record
UCUAACCUUUCAAGCGUUCGGAAGACUAAGGCGCAGAAAGCACAUUUUAUGUAAUUCAAGAACAAUCAUGUUGACCACACUACUGCCACUUUCCACGGCUCUUCGCCACUUCUCAACAAGACAGAUUGCAUUGAACAACUCCUUGAUAACAAAAGUAUGUGCCUGUAACGCAGUAUGCUCAACCAGUUCGUUUUCGACGUCCCGAAAUCGAUAUGCCGGGCCCCCAGUUCAGUCGACCGGUGGAAAGAAAGUUUAUGUCCGAGACAAACCUGUGAUGAACAUAGGGACAAUUGGACAUGUGGAUCACGGAAAAACAACCCUAACAGCAGCUAUAACAAAGAUUCUGUCUCAGAGCAACCAGGCUGAAAUGAAGACAUACGAUCAAAUCGACUCUACCCCCGAGGAAAAGAAAAGAGGAAUCACGAUAAACUCAACCAUUGUGACCUACGAGACAGAAGCAAGAAAGUAUGGUCAUAUAGACUGUCCUGGACACAAAGAUUACAUCAAAAACAUGAUAACAGGAACUGCACAGAUGGAUGGUUGUAUCUUGGUGGUCGCAGCAACUGAUGGCGCCAUGCCCCAGACACGAGAACACAUUCUACUGGCCAAACAGAUCGGUGUGGAGAAAAUGGUGGUCUUUAUCAACAAGGCAGAUGCCUCAGAUGAAGAAAUGCUAGAGCUGGUGGAAAUGGAAGUGAGAGAACUUUUAGCGCAGUAUGGCUUUGAUGCAGAUGAAACCCCAUUCAUUAAAGGCUCUGCCCUAUGUGCUCUGGAGGGCAGAGAUCCAGAGAUUGGAGAAAAGAAAAUAAAGGAACUUCUGGACACUUGUGAUGUUUACCUGCCUGUUCCAUUAAGAGAUUUAGACAAACCCUUCUUUCUUCCUGUGGAACAUGUGAUGUCCAUCACAGGUCGGGGUACUGUUGUCACUGGAAAGAUGCAGACAGGGGUAAUAAAGAAAGGGGACGACUGUGAGGUGAUAGGCUUCAACAAAAUCUCCAAAGCGCAGAUCAUCGGGGUGGAGAUGUACCGGCAAAUUCUGGAGCAAGCCCAGGCCGGAGACCAGGUGGGAUGCUUGAUAAAAGGAGGGAAAAAAGAGGAUUUGAAGAGGGGGGUCUUCGUGGUCAAACCUGGCACGUAUCCAAUCAGUAAUCAUGCUGAAGCUAAGGUGUUCUUUAGCUCAGAAAAAGAGGGAGGUCGCUCGAAAGCUUUCAUGAAAAACUUUUAUGGCAAUAUGUUUAGUUAUACCUGGAACAUGAAUACUUACUUUGAACUUGUUGACAAGGACAUGGCAAUGCCUGGUGAGGAUUGCAAAGUGAAUGUGAAGAUGCAGAAGAAGAUGGGCCUAAAAACAGGUCAGAGGUUCACCAUAAGGGGUAGCGGGGCCGAUGGAACUGUGACCUUGGGUUACGGAGUGGUCACGGAGCUCUUGCCAGAUAUCAACUUUGAUGACUUGCAGGCAGAACUUUUGGCUGUCAAGAAAGCAAAGAGGAAGCAGGAACAAGCUGCAGGCUAGAAUUACUAGAGUUAUUGAGAAAUCAGAGCAAAGCAGACUUUGUAUUUUAUAUUUCAUUGUAUUAACAGAUGUGAUGUAGAGUUUUGACCAUCAUUAAAUGUAUCAUAACUUUUGUACAUGUACCUACAAAUAUGUACUUGAUGUUCAUGACUACAUAUGUUUGUUUCAUUUCGUGAUAAAUUAUAAAAUUUAAAA